This is a messenger RNA of Pieris brassicae (large cabbage white), 3982 nucleotides long. RefSeq names its product cytosolic purine 5'-nucleotidase (gene Nt5b). NCBI's taxonomy places the organism in Eukaryota, Metazoa, Arthropoda, Insecta, Lepidoptera, Pieridae. Gene Ontology annotation, molecular function: 5'-nucleotidase activity. The record is from RefSeq and is a predicted model, not a curated record. The transcript has 14 exons. The coding region runs from base 672 to 2390 and encodes 572 amino acids.
UAGGUUUGAUUGCUAUUGUGAAUUUGUAUUUGCAUCGGGUUAGCCCGUAUUGAAAACUCUUUCAUCAGAAUUCUACACAAUAAGGUCAAUAACAAUAUUGACUUCAGUCACUAUCGCCUGUGCGUCAUUGUUUCCAGCCAUUAGUUAUCUUAAAAACUAGACAUAAAAAUACGUGAUAAAACUGGAAUUUCAAAAACGUAUAUUGUAAAAGUUUGAUAAAGAUGUAUUUUCUACAAAUUCAAUUAAAAUUGUUCAAUGCAGCCAUUAUUACAGUCAGUGUUGAAGAAAUGUCAGAUUCUGAUUUAAUCCUUUAACCUUGUCUUAAUAACGGCAAUUUGUCAUUUGAAUUUUGGUAUUGUGAUUGAUUGUAUGAAUCAGCUGGAGUUGGAGCGGUCGCGGGGGAGGUUAUAAAGGCCUCGUUAGCUAUGUGAAUGGUGUUCGUACUUCGUAGUUCGUGCUCACUGCUCAGUAAUCGCGGAUACUUUGCCGUUUGACAACGUCGAAUUGUAUGACAAGCGCGUCUUAUCACGUAAUAUAAUAAUCUAACACAAACACAGUUUGAACUAAACUGCAACAGUUGAAUUAUAAAAUACUUCUUUUGUUUACUAAUAUUGAACACAAGGUUAUUUAAGAACGAAAGUGCAAGUGAGUUAAAAAUAAAUUGUAAUGCCAUGAGGUAUCAAGUGAUGGCAAAUGGAACGUCAGAUAUUCCCGGUAUGAGUAAUGGCUCUUCUUACGGAAAAGGAGAUAGAUAUACUGCGGCUCCUAACGAGAUCUUUGUGAACAGAUCUCUCCAUUUAGAAAAUGUAAAAUUUUAUGGCUUUGAUAUGGAUUACACUCUGGCUGAGUAUAAAUCGCCGCAGUAUGAGACAUUAGGAUUCAAUCUUACCAAAGAAAGGCUAGUACAUAAGGGAUAUCCGCAGGAAAUUUUGGAAUUUGAAUAUGACCCCUCGUUUCCUGUUAGAGGUUUGUGGUUUGAUACCUUGUAUGGAAAUUUGUUAAAAGUCGACGCGUACGGCAACAUUCUUGUAUGCGUGCACGGAUUUGAAUUUUUGAAACAUUCACAAGUAUACGAAUUGUACCCAAAUAAGUUUUUAACAUUGGACGAGUCAAGAGUGUAUGUGCUAAACACGUUAUUCAAUUUGCCGGAAACAUAUCUGAUUGCUUGUCUGAUUGACUUCUUCACAAACUCACCUCAGUACGCAAGGGAAAAAACUGGAGUACGAUGCGGAGAUUUAGCUAUGUCGUUCAAAUCGAUAUUUCAAGACGUUAGAAAUGCGGUAGACUAUGUUCACAUUCAUGGGGACUUGAAGAAGAAAACCAUAGAAAAUCUAGAUCUGUAUUUGAAGAAAGACAAGAGGCUCCCAACUUUCCUUUCAAGGAUAAGAGACAGCGGUGCGAAAUUAUUCAUUCUGACGAACAGUGACUACAACUUUACAGACAAAAUCAUGAACUAUUUGUUCGAUUUCCCUCAUGGCGCUAAGCCCGGCGAUCCUCACAGGAAUUGGAGGACCUACUUUGACUGGAUCGUGGUAGAUGCUAAGAAGCCCCUAUUCUUCGGCGAGGGCACAACUCUUCGGCAAGUGGACACACGUACGGGGGCACUCAAAAUGGGACACCAUGUUGGACCUCUGCAUGAGGGUCUUGUGUAUUCUGGAGGAUCCUGUGACGUAUUCACUGAACUGAUUAGCGCCAAGGGCAAAGACGUAUUGUACAUCGGUGACCACAUAUUCGGAGACAUCUUGAAGUCCAAGAAGAUUGGUGGAUGGCGUACAUUCCUCAUAGUUCCAGAGUUGGUCCAAGAGCUUCAUGUAUGGACAGACAAGUGCCAAUUGUUUGCUCAACUCCAAAAUUUGGAUAUACAACUCGGAGAUAUGUACAAAGAUCUCGAUUCGAGUACAAAAGAGAAGCCGGAUAUAUCCAAAUUGCGUGCGGCCAUUCGUGACGUCACACACAAGAUGGAUCUUGCUUAUGGUAUGCUCGGGUCGCUCUUCCGCUCCGGGUCCAGACAGACUUUCUUCUCGUCACAGGUGGUGAGGUACGCAGACUUGUAUGCAGCAUCAUUCCUUAACCUGAUGUACUAUCCCUUCUGCUACAUGUUCCGUGCCCCGGCUAUGCUCAUGCCCCACGAGUCUACGGUCGCACACGAACAACGAUUCACAGUUGAUACGCCCACUAUUGACAGAUCGCGACAAACGUACGCCCAACGCGCUCUCAGCGCUACCUGCGUGGCCGAGAUUUCCUCUGAUGAAGCUGCUGGAUCACAGGACUCGGACAGCAAGAACUCUACAGUACCUCAUGUCCGUCCAGAGACGCCCCGGCAACUGACUCACACACACGACGAAGAUUGCUCUGACGAUGAAGAUGUUUCUAAGGGGUCACACAAAUAAAACAAGGUACAAUAGACAACCGAUGCAGAUACACUGGCCUGGUUUACGUUAUGAAUAUAAUUUUUUCCCUUUAAACUUUAUGUUAAAACCAAAUGUUUAAUGUAUAAAAAAAAUAUAUUAACCAUAUUAGACAUCCAUUUGUCCAAGGAUGUCCAAGGAUAAUGAUGGAUGAUUUUUAGUGUCAAAAUGUUUAUUAUUAUAACCAAACGUUUAGGCCCUUUUUUCUUGAUUUUUUUAUGCGCUUUAAUAAUAAUUAACGUUUUUUCAAAGUGAGCUUUGUUUUCAUAUGAAUAAUUUUAUGCGCUAGAUUGGCGCAAACAAGGUUCAUGGUUAAGACCUUCGAGCGUCCUCAUUGUUUACAAAAGUCGUCAUUUGCCAGGUUCCCAAUUCCCUCACUAUAGCGGACAUUUUCGGCUGGUCAAGAUUUAAAAAAAGCGUGGCAGCAUUUUUUGGCUUUUAACAAUUAGUUCUAGUAUGUUUUGUUGGACAAUGGCUUAUUUAUUCUACUUUUACAAUUAGGUUUACAAACAAGAAGUUUGUGUAACAGUUGCAAAUUUAUCCGUGAAGCACAAUCUUGAAAUUUAAUAAUGCGUUUCUAGUGGAAUUUAUAAGUCAUUGUAUGUUGUGUUUUGUAAGAUUUAUGUUUAUAAUAAAUUUUAUUUUUUGUUGUGAAAUAUUCACAAUUGGUAUAUUUUUUAAGGUAAGUUCGUAUGUCAAUUUAUUACAAUAUUAAAAUAUAUAUAAUUAUAAAGCUAUAUAUUAUAAUUUUCAAUAUACAGUUAUCAGUAUAUAUAGUCACAUACUGCAUAAAAAUUAAUCAAAAUUCAGCGGCUCGAUGUUGUUUCUCUCUAUAUAAUACCUAGUAAAAGAUAGAGACAGACUACGUCAUGCUCUUUGAGUUCUUACGGAUUUGAAAAGGGAAUUCUUCAAUUACUGUACGCACAUGAUUAAUCUCUGAUAAUAAUUGUUAUAAGGUAGAGUUAAAAUGUAGCUAUAGGUGACACUAAGUGUAAAGUGGAGUCUAAAUUAAAAAGAAAAAAGUAUUUUGACAUUCUAAUUUCAAUAUUUCCAACGAUUUUCUUUCUAACUUUCAAAUUUUUGCGAGUGUCAAAGGAACCUCAAAUAAACACUAAAUGAAAAGAAUAAUCUAAAGAUAACAGUCAAACACGUACAACAUAUGAUUUAAAUCAAAGACAUGACUAUAAUGGCAAUACAUUUUCCAUGUGUAAUGCUUGCGAUCUCUAGUUUAUAAAUAGAAAGGACUAAGGCCGCCUCGGGUGUCAAACCCAAUACAACUUGAAUCUUUAUGUUCUAUUUUUGAAUCAAAAUAUCAUUCUCUAGGAAAGACUGUUGUGUCAAUUUUGGUAUUUUAUUCGAUGAUAAAAAAUGUUUGUUUCUAUAAAGUUAUUUUGUUCUAGCCAGUCUAGACUCCACUUAAAAUUGACUGAGCUGCACAUAUUAAUUGUUAUUUGUGAUUAGAUACGAGUAUUGUCCCUAACUAUUGAUUACAAGUAUGUGAUUAUUACUAGUGAUUUUAAUAUAUUUUUAAAUUACCAGAGUAAAAUUGAACACAAUAAAUAGAAUGAAUCAUA